Messenger RNA from Metarhizium robertsii ARSEF 23, 1350 nucleotides. RefSeq names its product DNA mismatch repair protein. The coding region runs from base 1 to 1350 and encodes 449 amino acids. NCBI's taxonomy places the organism in Eukaryota, Fungi, Ascomycota, Sordariomycetes, Hypocreales, Clavicipitaceae. The transcript has a single exon. Gene Ontology annotation, molecular function: protein binding. The record is from RefSeq and is a predicted model, not a curated record.
AUGGCCGUGGUGCAACUUGGAGACUGGCCGAGUGAGCUGAUAAUCUCUCUGCUAGGCUUGCUUCCCUUGACAGACUUGCUCUCCAUGGGCAGGGUCAAUAAAUAUAUGCGCAACGUGGCCGAACCGCUCGUCUACUCAACCAUCGAGAUCACCUGGGCUUUACGCAGCACGCCGCCUGCUAUGUUGCUGUUGCCAACCAUUCUUGACAGACCCGACCUAGCUGGCCAUGUCCGCACGCUGCGCCUCCAAGGAGACGGGUUCGAAAAUCACCCUGAAGUCCGGGAACCGCCCGCAUUUCCUGCCAGCCCGCUUCUUCUGGACAAGGCAACCAAGUUUAUUCAGUCUACGGGGGUGCCAUUUGCCAAAUCUUGGAUAGGCGAGCUGCAACUCGGCACCGCGGAUGCCAUUGUGGCUGCCCUCCUGGCAUCCAUGCCUAAUUUAAUGACUUUGUAUCUCGGUCCAAACUUUACCAUCAAGAGCCGGCUUUGGGGAGGCGUGCUUCGAUGCGCUCUUUGCCAGCCAAAAGAAUACCAGUUACCUACCUUUACGCAGCUCCGUCAUGUCACGUCCGAGUACAGAGCCAAAGAAUGGCACCACCGCGAUAUCGCCAACACGGCCGACGUCCUUCCCUUCUUUUACCUCCCCAACGUUGAGCACCUGUCCGUUUCUAUUGACAACCCAGCUCAAUUUGCGUGGCCGUCAGAUCCGCCCGCCCCGUCGUCAAUAGUGUCCCUGGAUCUGUAUAGGCUGCGAGAAUCGCGACUGGCCCCCGUCCUCUCCGUCCUUAGGGGACUCCAGAAGCUACACUGGAACUGGCUAUACCAGCCAGAUCUCGAUGAAAACGUUAGUCAAGAUGUCGUUGAACUUGAUACGGCAGCUGCUGCGCUCAGCUACGUUCGAGAUACACUUACAGACCUGACGAUCCGGGCCAUAACACGCCCUAGGAUAUCAGUCGGCGAUUACGACCCUCCCUCGUUAGAAAUUCAAGCCUCCUUGGACGGCAUUUCUAGCUUUAGUAAGCUUAUAAGACUAUGCGUCCCUUGGGUCUUCUUGAUGGGGUUUUCGCCAUCCUUGAGUAAGAAACUUUUAAAUGCUCUCCCUUUACAUCUUGAAUUCCUUGAUUUGGCCGCAGAUUUAGACGAUCACGAGGAAUGGGAAUGGGACGAUGACUCCGUUCUAGAUGCGGUGAGGUCCGAGUUAGCGGGUCGAGCUUUAUCUUCGAGACCCCAUCUCCGUCAGAUUACUCUGCCUAUUCCGCUUGGUUUUGGCGAUUUAUCUAGUGAACAAAAGAAGAAGCUAGGGGAUAUUAGCGCAAGUGCGGGAGUAAAACUGGCAUGGAUUGAUAAAUGA